UGAGCAGAUUCAGUAGUCCAACGGUUAGGAUAAUUGCCUUCCAAGCAAUCGAUCCGGGUUCGACUCCCGGCGGACGCAGAACAAUAUUUUUUCACCUUUUUAUUUAGAACCAAUCAGGUUACAGGAAAUGUCAGCCAGGAACCAACCAGAUAUGUACCCGCCAAAACGAAUCCCUGACCUCAAAAGGGCAUUCUCGUCAAAUUCAAAAACGAGACGCUGAGACGACGCUUUCAGGUAUUCGUCGGUGGCUGCCGUCUUCCUGUCUUGGUUCCAUGGCCGGCGUUUGCAGCAGCGCUGUCAGGCCUCGCAUGAUCAGAUCCACAGUCGUUGAGCUCUCAUCCAGGCCUAACCGAACCGGACCUCCGUUUCCGGUGGUGCGGGUCUCGACGAAGAGCAACGGAGUACGAACGUCCAAAGAGGAAGGUCCGUCUUGCUUAUUUAUCGGACCGAUUGAAACCGCUAGCAAAGAAACCCUAGAAGCUCUAUAUCGCCAGGCUCGAGAUUCAUAUUACAGUGGGAAGCCUCUGAUUGUUGAUGACAUGUUUGAUAGAGUAGAGCUGAAAUUACGUUGGUAUGGUUCAAAAUCAGUUGUAAAGUACCCUCGUUGCAGUCUUAGGCGACAAUUGACUUAUGCAGAUGCAGAGGAAGAUCUAUCACAGGUUUUUGCAUUAGCAAGCAUAUGGAUCCUGAUUUUUGCACUCGGUAGUUCAGUCUGUCUUGUGCCUCUAAUCUACACCAUCAAUCUAGCUUAUCAAGAUCCAUUCAGUUCAGAAUUCUUCUAUGUCAGCCAAGCAUCUACUUGGGAGUUUCUUUCCACUGUAAAUGGAAUUCUCUACAUGGUUUUUGGGUCUGUGAUUGGGUAUCCAACUGCAUCAGCUGCUGUUCGGGUGCUUCAAAGACUCUGGAGAAAUGACUUGGUAGCACUGAAGGGGGCAUGCCCAAAUUGUGGAGAGGAGGUAUUUGCAUUUGUCAAAUCAGAUCAACCCCGUUACUCCCCCCAUCGAGCAGAUUGUCAUGUCUGUGAAUGCACUUUAGAAUUCCGUACCAAGGCUGAGAAAUCUGUUUCGACAUUAGGGAGAAGAUGGGUACAUGGUCGUGUAUACCUUGUCUCACGAAGAGAUAGAAGCCAGCGUCAAGUGUGGAUCUAAGGCUCUCUUAAGUUAUUGGCAUGAUAUUCAUAUCAUCUCAACUCACAAGUCAAUUAUGGAUAGAAACAUGAUUCUUUUGUCCUUAUUUUCUUCCUUUUUAGGGGGUAAGCCGUGACAAUCCCCUAGUGUUUUUGUUACAGUAGAAUGUAACGCUCGGUUUCAUGUAUUUUAGAAUGAAGUUAUUGCCACGGUAUGGCACAAAUGUUCUACGCAUAGCAGUGCACUGUCUUCCUUCAAUGCUAAGUAGUUUAUGAUAAUAUUACCAAAUUUUAAUAGAGCAUAGAGCCACUU
Rubroshorea leprosula is the source of this 1439-nucleotide messenger RNA. Lineage: Eukaryota; Viridiplantae; Streptophyta; Magnoliopsida; Malvales; Dipterocarpaceae. The record is from the annotation of a GenBank genome assembly.